Gaeumannomyces tritici R3-111a-1 is the source of this 1564-nucleotide messenger RNA. RefSeq lists its product as hypothetical. Bases 234 to 1274 code for a protein of 346 amino acids. NCBI's taxonomy places the organism in Eukaryota, Fungi, Ascomycota, Sordariomycetes, Magnaporthales, Magnaporthaceae. The transcript is spliced from 2 exons. The record is from RefSeq and is a predicted model, not a curated record.
ACCGACCAAGACCUUCCAUGGACACUGUUCGACAAGGGGGCCUAGGUACAGUACCGCUUAUCUGUUUCCUCCCUUGGACAACCUUUUAGCCACUCACACCCCUUGGACGAAAUCACAUCACAGCCACAGCCAGCACAAGCACAGCAAGACCCAACAGGACACAUCACAGGCACGAAAAAAGGCGGGGCAAUCCGCUUCAUACGGACGCCCUCAGCCGCCCUGAGCUGCCCAGCAUGGCGACCAGCAUCCUCUUCCCGCGCAGGCACUACUUCGAGAUAGACGACCAGCCAUGGUUCCCCGACUUCCUCCGCCAGAGGGUCCAGACGGGCCUCACGCUGGUCUGGAACCUGCGCGUGCCGGUGCUGCAGCCGGCGGCGCCCGCCCAGCUCGUGGCGCGCCUGCUGACGACGCACCUGGGCCCCGUGGGCGGCUACGCCUUUGUCGACUUUUGCGCCGGCGCCGGCGGGCCCACGCCCGAGAUUGAGCGCGCCGUCAACCGCCGCCGCGACCCGGCUGCGACGGCGCCGGCCCCCUUUGUGCUGACGGACCUGCACCCGCACGUGACCCAGUGGGCCCGCGCCGCCGCGGCCAGCCCGCACGUCUCGUACGUCCGCGAGCCCGUCGACGCCACCGCCGCGCCCAAGGCUCUGCUCGACCGCCUGCGCGGCCGCCCCGCCGCCGCCUCCUAUGCUGCCGUCGUCGCCGGCGAACCGGAGCCGGAGUUAGAGACGGAACGCUACAGCAACGGCGACGCCAAGAUGUCGGCGGCCGUGGACGCGGCCCUGCCGACCGGCAACGGCAACGGCAACGCACCACCGCCACCUGGCCAGCCGCGCAAGAUCUUCCGGCUCUUCAACCUGGCCUUCCACCACUUCAACGACCCGCUCGCGCGCGCCAUCCUCAAGGACACGGUCGAGACGAGCGACGGCUUCGGCAUCUUUGAGCUGCAGCACCGCACCGUCGACUCCUUCUUCUCGACGCUGCUGUUCGGCGUCGGCAUCCUGCUCUACACCCCAAUCUACGCCUUUCUGGAGCGCGACCUCGUCGCGCUGAUCUUCACGUACCUGCUGCCCGUCAUACCCUUCGUGCUCGUCGUCGACGGCUGGGUCUCGGGCCUGCGCACCCGCACCCCAGACGAGAUCGAGGCCCUGCUGAGGUCGUGCGGCGCCGAGGGCGGCGCCGACGCGUGGGAGCUGCGGAGCGGCAGCGAGAAGCACAUGUGGCCGUGCGGCCACCUGAACUGGGUCAUCUGCCUCAAGAAGAAGACGGUGUGAUUUUGCUUGGGGCUCAUUAAGAAGAGGAUGCGAUUGGUCGAAACCAAACAAAAAAGCCGUCCUGCCGAUAGAGAGUAUUACACUAACCAUAGACGUCAUUAUGAUAGAAAGAAUGCCUGUAUGCCAUCUGUGUUGCGUUGCUCACUUUGGCUCAGACUUAAUCCCCAUACUACGAUAGCAGAUUUAAUUAUAUAUCGUCAGCUGAGCAGAUUCUCUCAACAGAAACAUCUUCGUCCAUCGAAUUCAACAUGAUCACAAGGCUGAUUUUGCGACAACAAAAAACACAUCCA